CUUCGGAGGCUCUGCACUCAGGUGUUGUUGCUUGAGUCUUCAAUCAUCCCGCUACGAGGGAGUACUGAUGCUGUGUUUUAACACAUUUUAAAUAAUCUACGUUUGUAAUGUCUGUGUUGUGCUUUGUGUAAUUGUGGAAAUGGGAGUCCCAGCGUUUUUUCGCUGGCUGAGUCGCAAGUAUGCGUCUAUUGUUGUGCAUUGCUUAGAGGAGAAGGCAAAAGAAUGUAACGGAGUUGGUGUACCUGUUGAUACUAGUAAACCUAAUCCAAAUGAAGUUGAAUUUGACAGCUUGUACCUGGACAUGAAUGGCAUCAUUCACCCGUGUACACACCCAGAGGACAAAGCUGCCCCUAAGAAUGAGGAUGAAAUGAUGGUGGCAGUUUUUGAGUACAUUGACCGCUUGUAUAACAUUGUUCGCCCGCGAAAGCUCCAUUACAUGGCUGUAGAUGGAGUUGUAAGUAUGAAUUCAUUUGGACCAACAGACAAACCAGCAUUUUUGGCUACGGGACAGUUUGCACCACAGGCACUAGGUAGAGGUGGUGCACAGCCUGUUGGUAACCCAAGACACGCAGCAUUUAAUAUGAGAAUGAAUGGACGAGAUCAGCAGAAUAUGACUCCCUCAGGAUCCCGGGACGAUGGCAGCCCCUCUCCCUCGGGGGGUGUGAAGAGGAAGGCGCAGGACAGUGACAGUGAACCUGAACCGGAGGAUAACAUCAGAUAUUACUACCAGGGCUGUGCUUCAUGGAAGUGGUUUUUCUCUUUCCAUUAUGCUCCUUUUGCCUCUGACUUUAAAGAUAUUAAGGGCAUGUUCACAGAAUUUGAGCUGGGCACAAAACCGUUUAAACCUUUGGAACAGUUAAUGAGUGUAUUUCCAGCUGCCAGUGGGAACUUCUUGCCUGUUUCGUGGCAGGCGCUUGUGACAGAGCCUAACUCCUCUAUUAUUGACUUCUACCCUGAUGACUUUGCUAUUGACUUAAAUGGAAAGAAAUAUGCCUGGCAAGGUGUUGCUCUGUUGUCAUUUGUUGAUGAGCGUCGCCUGAGGGCUGCUUUGGAAGAGGUGUACCCCGACCUCUGUCCUGGUGAAAUCAAAAGGAACAGUCUCGGAAGCGAUAUAUUGUUUGUUGGAAAACGCCAUCCACUGCGUGACUUCAUGAGGGAGUUGUACAGGGCUAAUACCACAGAGAGUGUAGACAUACCUCCUGAACUGUGUCAUGGCAUCAAGGGUGCUCUUGAUUUGGAUGAAUCCGCAAUUCUACCAGAGAACAUAAAAUUCAAGGACCCACAAUUCCAAAAGGGGUUUGUUUUCAAAGCCGUUCUUCUUCUUGGAGCAAAACUGCCUCCAAAGGUGCUGAAACCUGGUGACUGGGAGAGGUCCAGCAGGGCUUCAAUCCACACAGGCAGCAGGUCCACUUGGAUCAGUCAGCGUUUCGGGCAUUGGGCCACAGUAUGUCCAGAGACAGACAAAGAGACGGUGUCUACAGCAGUGCUCCACCACCUGGAGCGUAUAACCAAGGAAGGGGGGGGCAGCUACCACCCUCUCUGCCAUAUUCAAGACGGCAGCAGAGCUUUUUUGCAUGGCCCUUCUCCUGGAUAUAAUCAACAAUAUCCCAGAUGGAGCAUAUCUUUAUCAAGGAUUGGUCCAACUUUGACCCUGGGAGACCAUUCGCUAACGACGAAAGCUUCGCAUUCAGCCCAUUGCAGUUUGAAAUGAAAUUAUGGUAGAGAGUCUUCAUCGGGUUGGAAGCAGGUGAUGCAGUCACAGGGUUCUGUCGUCCAGCAAAACCAGCGAGGAGGAGGAGGAGGAGGAGGCAGUUACCAUUAACGCUAUGAAGAUGG
Polyodon spathula (Mississippi paddlefish) is the source of this 1836-nucleotide messenger RNA. RefSeq names its product 5'-3' exoribonuclease 2-like. Lineage: Eukaryota; Metazoa; Chordata; Actinopteri; Acipenseriformes; Polyodontidae. Gene Ontology annotation, molecular function: RNA binding; 5'-3' RNA exonuclease activity. The coding region runs from base 140 to 1711 and encodes 523 amino acids. Gene Ontology annotation, biological process: nuclear-transcribed mRNA catabolic process. The record is from RefSeq and is a predicted model, not a curated record. Gene Ontology annotation, cellular component: nucleus. The transcript is spliced from 18 exons.